GUGGAAGCGGGAAAUGGCGGCACUCGCCCUGCAGGCCUCAGUUCCUCAGUCUCAACCACUCAUUCAUUUCCCUUCAUUUUCCCUUUCAACUCUCUCUCAAGGUUCCAACAGGAGGAAUUUGCUCUUCUGUGCUCCAUCCGAAAUCAACCAUGUUCGGUCAGAGGUGUCGCUGUGUGUUGGAACUCAUCUCAUUCCACACCCCAAGAAGGCACUCACGGGAGGGGAGGAUGCUUACUUUGUGAGUAACCACUCUGGAGGAGUUAUUGCUGUUGCUGAUGGUGUCUCUGGUUGGGCUGAGGAAGAUGUGGAUCCCUCGUUAUUUCCUCGAGAGUUCUUGGCUAACGCUUCACAUUUGGUGGGGAAUGACGACGAGGUUAAUAAUGAUCCUCGGAUUCUUCUGAGGAAGGCACAUUCUGCUACCUCUGCAACUGGUUCAGCUACAGUAAUUGUUGCAAUGAUGGAGAGGAAUGGCAUGCUGAAAGUUGCUAAUGUUGGAGAUUGUGGACUAAAGAUCAUUCGUACAGGUCAAAUUAUAUUUUCCACGUCUCCACAAGAGCAUUAUUUUGACUGCCCGUAUCAACUAAGCUCAGAACGGGUUGGCCAGACAUUCCUUGAUGCCACGGUUAGCAAUGUGGAACUAAUGGAGGGAGACAUUCUAGUAAUGGGCUCGGAUGGGCUUUUUGAUAAUGUUUUUGAUCAUGAGAUUCUUGCAACAGCAACCAAAAAUGUUGAUGUUGUUGAGGCUGCUAAGGCGUUGGCUAACCUUGCAAGUAGUCAUUCGGCAGAUAAAAUGUUCGAGUCGCCGUACUCGUUGGAGGCUAGAUCUAAGGGUUAUGAUGUUCCUUUCUGGAAAAAAAUACUGGGAAUGAAGCUUACAGGUGGAAAACUUGAUGAUAUCACUGUUGUAGUUGGCCAGGUUGUGAGCAUAUGAUCCUGUGCGUAUCAUUGUCGUAGGCCAGAUUACACAUGUAUUAUUUAUCAAGAUGGUACAAUCCUUUACAGUGAAGAGAAGAGGCGGUAGAUUCAACACAUUAUAGUACAGUCAGAACACAACACUAUGGGGUGUGAGCUUUGGGUUGAGAAUUCCAAGUAU
Momordica charantia (bitter melon) is the source of this 1093-nucleotide messenger RNA. NCBI's taxonomy places the organism in Eukaryota, Viridiplantae, Streptophyta, Magnoliopsida, Cucurbitales, Cucurbitaceae. The record is from RefSeq and is a predicted model, not a curated record.